Molecule: messenger RNA, 5057 nt
Organism: Megalobrama amblycephala (Wuchang bream)
Lineage: Eukaryota; Metazoa; Chordata; Actinopteri; Cypriniformes; Xenocyprididae
Gene: prlrb
Product: prolactin receptor b
Exons: 9
Coding region: 481-1971 (496 amino acids)
Biological process (GO): cytokine-mediated signaling pathway
Cellular component (GO): external side of plasma membrane
Molecular function (GO): protein binding; cytokine receptor activity
Source: RefSeq, a predicted model, not a curated record
UUUUUUUUUUUCCUGAGAGUGUAACAGGCACAUAUGUCUGUAUCUGUCUUUCACUUUGUAUGCCACCUAGGCACCAUAUAACUUUAAACCGUUUUAUAAAAACUAUAUUAAACUUUCAGACGAGGCUUUAUAAGGCGAACAUCACUGUUUUAUAUUGACGAACUUUACUCAUCUGGUUUACAGUUGUGUCAUUGGCCCGUAUUGUGUGUGAUGUAACAUCAUACUAGAUAUGCCACUCCUCAAGACUCUCCCUGCAGCUUUAGGGCUGUUUGUGUGCAACUGGAGACUCAGAAGGACUGCGGUGUCAACAGGAUGACUUUGUAUUUGCCUUUCCCACUCUCAUAGUGCGCGUUCGCUUCAGAGAGACUGUUUUCAUAGCGGAACAGUCCACAAUGCAGCACGUAUGUGGAUUAUGGGAAAAUCACAGGUGAAGCUGUGAGAGUAAUUUCGGUAACGGAUUGGGUGGCUGAUCCAGGAAAAAUGCGGAGAGAUGCAGAGCAGGCGCUGACUCUGAUGUGGCUUCUCUCUUGGAUCCCACACAGCAUGUGUCAUUCUCCCCCAGGGAGGCCCAGACUAACAAAAUGUCGGUCACCUGAGAAAGAGACCUUUACUUGCUGGUGGGAGCCUGGAUCUACUGGUGGAUUGCCCACCAGCUACCACCUGUAUUACAGAAAAGAGAGCUCUGUGGAAGUCUUUGAAUGCCCAGAUUAUCAUAAGGCGGGGAACAAUUCCUGUUAUUUUGAUAAGCGGCACACAUCUAUUUGGAUCAUAUACAACAUCACAGUGGUGGCCUCCAAUACACUGGGAAAAGCCUAUUCAGAAUCUGUGGAAGUUGAUGUUAUGGAUAUUGUGCAGCCUCACCCUCCAGAAAAUGUGAAUGUAACUUUGAUGCAGACCAAGAACAGUCCUUAUUUCCUGGUGCAGUGGCCGCCUCCCCAUGACGCAGACACCCGCUCAGGCUGGGUAACAAUCAAAUAUGAAGUUCGCUUAAAAAUGGAGAACAGAGGAGACGAGAAGGACAGCAGCAAUUGGGAGUCAUAUGAUGCUGGAAAACAGUUGGAGUUUAGCAUCUAUAGUCCUCAACCAGGAGCAAAGUACGUCGUGCAAGUGCGCUGCAAACUAGACCAAGGCCUCUGGAGUGAAUGGAGCCCAUCCGCUUUCAUCCAGCUUCCAGACAAUAUGUCUGACACACAGAAUGCAGUUAUGAUCCUUGCCAUCACUCUAACUGUCAUCAUUUUCCUGCUGACUGCAGGAGUGCUGACAGUCAAGAUGAAACGGGUGAAGCAUUUUUUACUGCCACCAGUUCCAGAACCAAAGAUCAAUGGCUUAGAUACUCAGCUCCUUAAGAGUGGGAAGUCUGAGGAGAUCUUCAGUGCUCUGGUUACUCUGGGAUAUCCCCAAAUAGCCCAGAGCUCAGACCGUCAAGUGGAGUAUCUCGUGGUCUCCGACUAUGACGAGGAAGCAGAGUCUGAUAGCAAAGCUCGUCUUGAGUACCAAAAGAAAGAAAACUGUGCCUCAGAUACUGCACAAAACAGCAUCCAGGGGCUAAACACUACACUAAGUGAGCAGGCCCACCCUGGGAUUGUCUCCAAUCAGCUAAGUGCUGUCUUUGGAGAUCUUCAACAAGGACUUCAUCUUGAUUCCAAUGGCUCAUCAGUAAAAGCUCAGGACCAAAACGCUCAAAUGAUCUCCGAUAGCAAAUGUGAGCAUGUCAGCAUCACCCCUGCUAGAUUUACAGGGUACGUGGAAGUUGACGAAGAGAAACGAGAACAGAAGCCCCUGGUAGAGGAGGACUACAGUAUGGUCAGUGAUGUUAUCAGUGAUAAUAUCCUUGUACUACAAGACAGCAUCCCUGUACAGGGACACAAAGAGGUCAAAUGUGACAAAACUUCUGGAGCUGAGGAAACUGGAGGUGUCAUCGAACCUCUGGGAUACAUGGAAACCGUGACAACAUUUUCAAGUACAUCUUGACUAUUUUGUGACUUCAACUUUAGAGGUUUGGGACUAUUUUGUCUUGUAGUGUCCUGUUCAAACAAUCAAGCACUUUGUUAGUAGAGAUGUGAGAAGGGUUCUUUCAGAAAUCUGUGGUGUGUUUCCCAUACAAUGACAUAAUUUGCUGCUUAACUACUAUAGUACAAUGCAAUUAAGUAGCUACUCGUGAUUGUUUCCCGAAACCACUCAUUUGUUAUUCGAACCAUGUUGGCUCAACAAUCUACAAUUGUUUAAACUAAUAACUUCUGCUAAUGAAUCGGUUCAAGAUUGAAUUAAUGUCAUAUUAUUGCUGUAAAUAAUGAAUAUGGCAUCUGAGGGACUACUUCAGUAUUUUUGUUUGCCAUUACUUUGCUUUAUUUCCCGAUGUUUGAUUAAAUUCUGGGUCGCUAGAGCACAUUCACACACGCUCUCUUCAAAAACAGUGCUUUCAUUGUCUUUCCAAACUAAAAGAUGUAGAAUGAAAUUUGUAUAUACUCACAGGCCACUAUAUUAGGUACACCUUGCUAGUACGGGGUUGGACCCCCUUUUGCCUUCAGAACUGCCUUAAUUCUUUGUGUUUUAGAUUCAACAAGGUGCUGGGAACAUUCGUCAGAGAUUUUGGUCCAUAUUGACAUCAUCACAAAGUUUAUUCAGAUUUGUUCGGCUGCACAUCCAUGAUGCGAAUCUCCUGUUCCACCACAUCCCAAAGGUGCUCUAUUGGAUAUUCAUGUUCAAGAAACCAGUUUGAGAUGAUUUGAGCUUUGUGACAUGGCGUGUUAUCCUGCUGGAAGUAGUCAUCUGAAGAUGGGUUCACUGUGGUCACUGUUGCCUUUCUAUCAGCUUGAACUAGUCUGGCCAUUCUUUUCUGACCUCUGGCAUUAACAAGGUUACUCACUGGAUAUCUUUCAAACCAUUCUCUGUAAACCCUAGAGAUGAUUGUGCGUAAAAAUCCCAGUAGAUCAGCAGUUUCUGAAAUACACAGACCAGCCUGUCUGGCACCAACAACCAUGCUACAUCGUCUUGACCAUGUCUACAUGCCUAAAUGCAUUGAGUUGCUGACAUGAUUGGCUGAUUAGAUAUUUGCGUUAUUGAGCUGUUGAACAGGUGUACCUAAUAAAGUGGCCGGUGAAUGUAUAUAUCGAAUUAAAGAUAUAAAUUGUACUACAUUACCUUGCUUAUUUUGCUCAAGAGCAUGAUCUAAGUUAUGGGAAACACCAAAUCAUUGAACUAUGUUGGUAACGACAGAACUUACAACCAUAGUUUUCUACCGAUACUGUGAAACGCACCCAUGUUAUUUUGUAUCUGUCAAUUUGCACAACCCCAGCUAAGGUUUGCACAAAAACAGAACAGUUUCUGUGGGUAAUUUAUGCUAAAAACAGGAAGCUGACGUAAAGGAGAUUAAAAGGCAGCUUCAUUCUAAACUAUUUUACACAUCGACCAACAGCUGUUAAAAAAAUACCCCACUAAACAUAAUUGUUAAACCCCUCGAAAUGUUUCUUCAACCUACUACCUCAUAGCAGACAUAUAAAACACCACAAUGGAGUUUCACCACUUCCUCUAAAGACCUGGCACUUUUCUUAAUGCUUUUGCUGCUCCUGAUCUUUUCAAUUUGAUUGUUGUUAAGCAUUUUUAUAGUUUUAAGGAAACGCAUUUUAAUACGCAGCAAAGCGCCUUUUGUAUAUUUAUUCACAAUGAUACUAUGAAUAUAAAAAGUGUGAGAUUUCUUUGGUCAAAACAACUAAUGAUUUUACUGUGUAUUUAUUGAACUAAAUCUACUAUUUGUAUGUUGCUCACAAUGCAUUUUAUUUAUACUUAAUGUUGAUUUAUAACACUGAUUCAAUGUUAAAAUUGGCAUCAAUCUAUACUCAUUUUUGCCUAAACAGACUGUGAUACAUCCUUCUGAUUUUCAACUAUAUGAACUUGGAAACUCUUAAAGACAAUAACAAGAAUUAAGACUAAUGUCAAAUAAUUUAUUACAUGUGUUUAAAAUGCUAGCGCGAAAUGGUUGUCAAAGCCUAGCUACUGUCAAUGCUUAACCAAACACAAGGGCAGUGAGUGCAGAAUGGUCUGGCAGGCCUUUGAUGUUUUUUUUUUUUUUAAUCUUAUAUCGACAGCCUCAGAGGAGCUAGUUACGGCGGCAGACAUAGGCGGGUCAGCUGGUCUCAUCACGAAACAUUUAUGGUCUGCAGUGCAGCAGUAAAGAGUUACUUUAAGUCAAACAUUGACUUAACACUAUACAAGGACAAGCAUUCAGUUCAGCAUGAAAGAAAAUUCUAGUACCAUUGUGCAGCUUUUUUGUGUAGUUUAAAUUGGAAUGUAAGCCAUUUGUUGUUUUUUUAUACCACCCAUUGUGGUACAAGCAUUUUGUUUGUCAUGUGACUGUCAUGCUCAAGACAUUUAAUACAAGAAAAUUAAAUUGUGGGGGAAAAAAUGUUAGCACAGUGGUGCAUUGGUGUCUAGCAUGAGCUCCUCACAUUCUUUCACUGACAAUGGCAUGUGUAAUGCAAAAAGUCCAGAUGCUUGCUAAAAGUUUUUAUUUCAAUAAACACCAGUUUUGCAACAAAAUUGUCUUAAGCUAAAAGAGAAAGUUAUAUAACCAAAAAGCUGAAUAUUUUCUUAAUUAAAUUCAUAGCUAGAUGAAACUUAAAAGCAGCACUUCUGAGUCAAAGAACUUUUUUGGCCAAGAAGUGGUGGUUUAUUCCAGAUCAAUUAACAUUCUUUUCACAUUCUCAAUUAUAGCCUAUAAACAAAUUUGUAGCCCUAAGUCAGAUUUUUGUGGUAGGGUUAGACGUGAUGGUGCGUUUCAUUUGAUGAUAAAAUUUUAAGGGUUCGUUCAUCCAAAAUGUAAAUGUUCUCGUAAUUCACUCAACCCUCUGGUCAUUUCAAACCCGUAAGACUUUCAUCCAUCUUUAAAACAUAAAUAUAUUUUUAAUUAAACCUGAGGGAAAGUCCAGGCAAGCAAAACUUUGACACUUCAAAAAAUUCAUAAAGACAUAAAAGUAAUCCAAAGCAGAUGACUGUAUUUGUGCUCUAUAUAUGUGCAUUAAUCAAUGUUUACAUGUGAAUAAAAAUCUAGAUUAAAUCUG